This is a messenger RNA of Python bivittatus (Burmese python), 1142 nucleotides long. RefSeq names its product mitochondrial ribosomal protein L44 (gene MRPL44). Gene Ontology annotation, cellular component: microprocessor complex; nucleus; mitochondrial large ribosomal subunit. Lineage: Eukaryota; Metazoa; Chordata; Lepidosauria; Squamata; Pythonidae. The record is from RefSeq and is a predicted model, not a curated record. Gene Ontology annotation, biological process: mitochondrial translational elongation; RNA processing. Gene Ontology annotation, molecular function: double-stranded RNA binding; ribonuclease III activity.
AGUUUCCAGCCGGCGCUACAUCGGGCUUCCCCGGGUACGAUGGCGUCGAUGCUCCUCCGCCCGCUGCUGCUCGAGGCUUCCCAGCGCCUGUUCGCGGCGGCGAAUGGAACCCUCGCGCUUCGCUCUCAGCCGCGCCGAAGCAAAAAGCUCUGGCUCCGCGCUUACAUGGAGCAGCAGCGUUUGCUUGAGCCCCCCAAGCGCCGCUCUGAGAAGCCUAACUGGGAUUACCACACAGAAAUAGAGGCUUUUGGACACCGGAUACAUGAGACAUUCCCACUGGACCAACUCAAAACUGCAUUUGUUAAUCCCUGCUAUAUAACAAAGGAAGAAUCUAAACGCCAAGAAUUUGGACUAGAAAAAGAAAACCUUGCUCUUAAUCUCAAAGACAAUCAGGAACUUUAUCUGCAGGGGGCUUCCUUUUCACACUCUUAUCUCACACAGUGCUUUGAAGAGGCCUAUCCAAAAAUGCCACCUGCAGGCGUUGAGGCUCUUGUUAACUAUCUCACCAGUGAAGAAUUAGUAUCUUACAUUGCUAGAAACCUAUCUUUGCAAGACUUGACACUUUGUGCAGAAUUUCCUGUGCCACCUAAGGUGCUGCAGCAGACUUUUUUUGCUGUAAUAGGAGCUUUGCUUCAAGGUAACAGCAUUCAAAGAACAGAGAUCUUUGUCAGGGACUUCUUCAUCCCUCAGUUGAUAGGAAAGGACCUGUUUGAGAUAUGGAACAUUGUAAACCCCAUGGGCUUGCUGCUGGAAGAACUGGCCAAGAGGAAUAUAACUGCUCCAGAACCAAGGCUAACCAGGCAGUCAGGAGCUAGCACUGCCCUGCCCUUGUACUUUGUUGGAUUGUAUUGUGAUAAGAAGCUUCUAGCUGAAGGUACUGGUGAAACAAUAUUAGCUGCUGAAGAAGAGGCUGCCCGUGUGGCCCUGCGGAAACUUUAUGGCUUCACAGAGAACAGGCAACCCUGGCGUUACCCUUCUUUGAAAUGGGAGAAGAAAGCUGAAAAUGUUAUUAGCAGUAGUUAGGCAAGAAAGGUCAAGUCCAUUUACAACAAUACUGCAUUUCAAUAAGGAAAAUAUGUUUUCUUUCUGUUCUAUUGAACUCUGAAUUAAAAUGGAUUGAAUAAAAGUGAUCUAUCAGAGGA